UUGUUAUGGAUACUCAUGCGGUGCAUACAAAUAGAGUGUAGUGUACAAGCAUUCUUGGUCGUGUUACUUGUUUUAGCAGGUGGUAGAAGACUUAUUUCGACAAGAUAUUUUCCAUUUUGGGGAAUUUUAGAUAUUAAAAUGGCGGAGAAACCUCCACAACCGAGUGGCAAGGCGCUGGCUGGAUUCAACUUUGUUGCAAAUGACCAAGUUUGGAAGGACCACAUCAGAUAUGAAGAGACUGCAUCGAAACGUUGGCCAGAGUACUGGGGUUUUCUAGGCGGUAAUUACAGAGAUCUCGUGAAAGACGACUUUGUGAAGCGCGAGGUAAAGAAGAUAGAACUCCCUCCACCAUUGGUCCUCCCUCCGAUCACCCCAAUCUCUAGGUAUAUCAAGGUUGACCCCUCCCCUAAACCCUUCCCCCAGACCACUGCAGGAAAGAUCGGAUGGAGAUCGUCCGAACGGCAGCACUCACUUGAAAUCUACGGCAGUUACGCACGACCCAAGGGAGGUCUGAUCAACCAGCUGAACUGGCCACCAGAGGGCGUCUUAUAAAGGAGUCAUCUCGCACUUGCCAUUGUCUGUGACCCUACGUGUUUAGACAUUACGGAUUACCAUGUGUGUGCGUGUGUGUGGUCAACAUGAUGUCCCAGCAAAGACGUUUCUUGUAUGGCAUUGCAUGAUGGGAUUGUCCGUGCAACAUACAAAAAUUAAACUAUGCAUCAGAUGAGGCUAAAUUAUGGGAACAGAAGUCUCUUGGAUGGUUUGUGUUCACUUAGUGUACAAGCAGAUGGUCUAAUUUAUCAGAUCGUCAAAAAUCAUUGCUAAGCACACUUGGUCUAACAACAAUUUGGUCCAAACAUCUCUUAGUCUAAAUACUUGGUCUAAUAACCACAUAAUCUAAUGCCCAGAUGGUCUCAUUUUCACUUGUAUUAACUUUGACAAAUGAAAUUUAGACCAGAUAGGUAUUGGUCGGAAUGGGUAAAGCCUAACUGGGCCGCCAGUAAAUGACAAUUAGACCAAAUUUUUGGUAGAUUAACCAGGAUUAGACUGUUAGAUGAGACCAAAUGGAAAGUAGACAAUGUGAGUAUACUUCAAGAGGCAAUGUAUCUCAUGUCUCAGUAUAGUAUCUUUCAGGGUUUUAUUACAUAAUGGUGAAUUAUUAGUGUUGAUGAAAGAACCAGUCACUUUGUAUUCAAUCAAACAGACCUUUUUAAGGGUCAUAUAUUUCAUUAGUUCCAGGAUUGACCUUAUUUCAAAAUCUCCCCGAAAGAGGGCAGAGUAUCAGGAAAUUAUCAAAUUUUGUUUUAAAAAUGCUUAUAAAAACAUUUGUUUUGUUUUUGUUUUUUGUAUUCUUUAUCGUCAAUUGACUCCUGUAAUCAUACAUGUAUGUUCCAUACACUUUCAUAGGCAGUGUAAUUCUAAAUGAUUUUGAUGGGCAAAAGAAUUGCUAUAGGAUAACUUACGUAUUCAAAACUGCUUCUGUGGGAUUUCAUGGCCUUAUGCAGGGAGGGGACAGAGGGGGCAGUUGCCCCCCUCCCCCUCCCCUGAAAUUGUAAAAACUUGCAUUUCUUACUGAAGAUUUUUUUUCACAAAGUUCACCAAAAGUAUACACAAAUUCCAUCAAUUUCACUUUACAAAAUCCAAAAGCAACUCAAUGACAAGCUUGGUCGCUUUACUCCCUCACUUUUGAGUUUUUUCCAUUGCUGCCCCCCCCCCCUCCCCCACAAAAUUUUUUUGUAUGUGGCCAUUUGGGAUUUGGUGAUUGGAGUUUCAGCUCUUAAUGAGGUAUUCUUUAUUCCUUUAGUAUUUUGUACUUUAAAAGGCUAACCAGGAACAGAAACAAGCCACAUUUCAACAUGAUUGUCUCCAGGUGUCCUGUUUGCCAUCUCUACAUAGUCUAUCCUAUUCUGUAUCAGGAAGCAGUAAUAAGGUGGUAGAGUAGUUUUGGAUUGAUGAUGAUUUCACAGCGUUCAAGAUCAAACAAAAUGCAUUGCUGUUGUUCUGCCCUAGUACUUAUCUAGUCUCCUGCUGAUUGUCGUUCAUAUCAAAUCCUUAGUUCCUAUCCCUGAUUACCAAGUUCUUUGCCAUAAGUCAUCGUGAUGUGACUCAUCGUCAGUUGAAGAAAGUUUCAUUGCAGGUUAUCACCAUUUUUCAAAAUUUAUUUUGUUAUGAUAAUUUUGUAUGAAGACCUUGAUGCAAUAUUCUUGAAUAUCCCAUGACUUCUCUUGAUCCAUUUAUUUUUAUGGGGGUUCGAAUUUAAGUGAGGAAUCAUUCAUGUAUCAAAUCUGAUACUAACCCUGAUAUGCACAAUCUAUGUAUAUGUAUAUUCUGAUAUUUCUAAAUGAAACAUUAAUAAAAUAGUAAAGAGUGAAGUUUUAGUCAUGUAUUCAGAGUAAAAGAUUACACAGUGGUAGAUCCUGGUAGGGGUGUGAGAGGUGCGCACCCCGGGGCAUGCACCCCCUCUGUUUUUCAGAAUCCCUAACUGAACAUGCAUAUUAAAUCUAAGAAAAAUGUCAUCUGUACGCCCUCUUUUUUUUUAGGUUUGCUCUUUGCUUCGCCUGGGUUUUGAAGUCAUGGAUACACCACUUUGUAUAUUAUUUAUUAUCAUAGAAUGUCAAAGUGAAAAAAAAAGUAUUGUGAGUGAAAUUUAUGUAUGCUGUCAGGUAUACACAUAUACUUCAUUAAAGAUAUAUUCUUACAUCACACCAUCUGAUGAAGAUAACUAUAAAUAUUGUGAACCUGAAAAUCAGAGUUUAAUGUUGAAAAGAGCACGCUUUGUACCAUGUAUGCAAUUUACUUGGAAGUCUACAUUUAACAAAUGCUGCAAGACCUGAAUACAUGUAUGUUUAUACCCCCCCCCUUAAAAAAAAGGGGGUAGGGUUUUUCCUGAACUUAUACAUGCGUGGUUGACACAAGACUAGUUUGGUGUGUUAAUGUCAGUUUGUUCACAGUCUAGAGCAUGGUAAGAUUAGAAUAAAAAUAUACAUGGUAUAAGUGAUUGGAGUGUAGCAGAAUACAUACAUGAUAAUGACAUUAAUAUUAUGUGACAAUUUGCCUACCUUUAUACAUACAGACAUGUUUAUCAAAGUUAAUGGAUGCAAUGGUAUAAAAAUUUGACUAUGUGGUUUUCAAUGAUUAUCCCUUUUAUUUAUUAAUAUUUUUUAAUAUUAUUAAUAUAUUUAUUCAAUUAUUUAACAGUGUUUAUCAAUUGUCUGUCCUGCCUCAAAGCAAAUAAUGGUUCAUUUAUGGAAGGACAUUUUAUAUCCUCUUUAUCAGUGAAUGUUCUGCUGGUUGAAAACAUGAGAUAACCCCCUACCCCACCCUAUAUAUGCGAGAAAAAAAAUGGUUGGUUUUAUUCUUCAAAAUUGCUAUUGCCAAAUAAGAAGCCAGAUUAGAUACAUGUAUUUAGCAUUUUCAAUUUUUCUUUCUUUCCCAAAAGAAAUAUGAAUACAUAUAUAUCUGGAUAUAUAUUUACAGAUUUACAUAAAUCUAUCUUUAAAAAAAACAUAUUUAAUGUUUCUGGUACUUCAUACGUCAUUGCAAAUAUCUGCCAAGUUUACCCAAGAGGUCUCAUAAAUUUUCACCUCGACCACUUAUAUUUUAUGACAGUGAUUUUAAUCACAGAACUCUCACUUCAUAAAAUCAUCAAUCCUGAAAAUAUUGAGGUAGGCAGGCGUAUAAACAAAUAAAAUAAAAACAUCUGCCUGGUUCGUGAUAUAUCAUCAAUUACUGCGAUUAUUCUAAUAGCUAAAGAAUGAAUGAACUUGUAUUGCUUUUUACAAUGUUUUUUAAAUUGUGAUGUAUUUUUUUAAAAGAGGUGUGUUACAAUGCUGGUUCUUUGUAACGUUUACAUUUCAAAGUCCACGUUGGAUGGUUUCAAUCAUUGAAACCGUCCACGUUGGAUGGUUUCAAUCAUUGAAACGUAAAUUGUGAGGAAACUAUACAUAUUUAGGAAUUAGGAUUUUGUAAACAAAUAAGGGCAUUUUUUGUAGAUACAUGUAGAAUCAAAAAAGCUUAUGCAGUUCGAUAUGGUAAUUUUCUUAAUUGUCCUUUGGGUUUGCAAUCAAGUAUUUUAACUAACAGAAUAGUGGUUAUCUAUUUGAUUAAUGUUCAUUGUGUCUUAAAUUGUUUGAUUUGAUAUGUGCCGUUUACUUUGUUCUAAAAAUAUUUUUCAAACGUUCUUUUUGUUCUUAAAAUAUCACUGUUGUGCAAAAGAAAAAUAUCUUGUUAUAUCUCUUCAGCGGGCUUUGAGGAGAAAUGUUUUUAUGAAUGAAUAAAUCAGUGACGCCGUCCAUCAAAAUAUA
Molecule: messenger RNA, 4304 nt
Organism: Lytechinus variegatus (green sea urchin)
Lineage: Eukaryota; Metazoa; Echinodermata; Echinoidea; Temnopleuroida; Toxopneustidae
Exons: 3
Coding region: 16-552 (178 amino acids)
Source: RefSeq, a predicted model, not a curated record